This is a messenger RNA of Suricata suricatta (meerkat), 740 nucleotides long. It is a transcript of the gene MRPL22, whose product is annotated as mitochondrial ribosomal protein L22. Gene Ontology annotation, cellular component: ribosome; mitochondrial large ribosomal subunit. Gene Ontology annotation, molecular function: structural constituent of ribosome. The transcript has 7 exons. Bases 16 to 648 code for a protein of 210 amino acids. Gene Ontology annotation, biological process: ribosome assembly; translation. The record is from RefSeq and is a predicted model, not a curated record. Lineage: Eukaryota; Metazoa; Chordata; Mammalia; Carnivora; Herpestidae.
GAGGCAGGGAGAAAGAUGGCGGCGGCAAUACCGAAACGUCUGGGUGCAUUAUGGAUGCAGAAUCUGAGGGGGAAUCUGGCGUUAGGACUUCUUUCAUCUCACAAUGUUUUAGCCCAGUCACAUAUCCACACAACUGCAUCUCUGGACAUAUCUCGAAAAUGGGAAAAGAAGAAUAAAAUUGUUUAUCCUCCACAAUUACCUGGUGAACCUCGGCGGCCAGCAGAAAUCUACCAUUGUCGAAGGCAAAUAAAAUACAGCAAAGACAAGAUGUGGUAUUUGGCAAAAUUGAUACGAGGAAUGUCCAUUGACCAGGCUUUGGCUCAACUGGAAUUCAGUGACAAAAAAGGAGCCCAAAUAAUUAAAGAGAUUCUCUUAGAAGCACAAGACAUGGCAGUGAGAGACCACAAUGUGGAAUUCAGAUCCAAUUUAUAUAUAGCUGAGUCAACCUCAGGGCGAGGCCAGUACCUGAAACGCAUCCGAUACCAUGGCAGAGGGCGCUUUGGGAUCAUGGAGAAGGUUUAUUGCCAUUAUUUUGUGAAGUUGGUGGAAGGCCCUCCGCCUGCACGUGAGGCCCCGAAGACGGCAGUCACCCGGGCCAAGGAGUACGUUCAGGAGCUUCGUAACCGGACCAUUAUCCACACUCUGUGAUGGAGGGAAGGGGUGGUGCGGAUUCCACAGUGUACAGAUUUUGCCAUUUAUUUCCUAAAAACAGACAAAUUAAAGACAAAUGCUUUUUAUGA